UACGGUAUGUAUUGCCCAGAGAGAAAAUAGGGAGUAGACAUCUUGCUCAAAGACACUUCAACGUAUAGAUGACAAAUUGAUGACAAUCGAACCUGUGACUUCCUGGUCCCAAGUCAGCUAUCCUGCCACUGCUUCCUGUUGGUUAAUUGCAAAUUAUCAUCAUUGCAACAUUCUACAAUAAUAUUGCGAUUUCAUUUUGUCCUGAUAUUGUUUAACCCUAGUCAUUGUAGUUACUGUGGAAUGGAACGUGACUAACACCAACAAAUUUAGACAAAAUGAAUACUUCAAAGUGCGCUUGACUGUUUGCUCAACUGCGUUGUCUGUGAUGUAAAUUUUGUCAUCUGUCUUUGUCUAUGAGGGUCCACAAGGUCUGCUGUGCAUGUUGAAAGGGAUGAUAAAACCAAUCGCACACACAACAAAAAUAAGCCAGAGUGGAAGGGGCCGCAAGCUCAGUGGGGAUCAAAUAACUCUCCCAACAACAGUGGAUUUUUCAUCAUCUAUACCAAAACAGUCUUCACAGCCAGAGAUCGAAGAGUGGAGCUCUUGGGAUGAAGAAGCUCCUACAAGUAUUAAAAUUGAAGGUGGGAAUGGAAACGUUUCCCCUCCUCCAAAUGAUACAGACGAGGAGCCUGACUACUUCAAAGACAUGGCUCCUACAAUCAGGAAAACACAGAAGAUCUUGUUGAAAAAAAGGGAGCCUUUGAACUACCUGGUGCCUGAUGGCUCAGCAGGAUUCUCCAGCAGGCUGGCUGCCUCUCAGGAUAUGAUGUCCUUCAGUCCACCCUCAGCUGAACUGGGAGAAAUGGAAAACUGGCAAGAGGACACCAAUGCCUGGGAGGACGAGUCAGAUGCUGCCUGGGAGGCAGAAGAGGUGCUCAGGCAACAAAAGUUGGCUGAGAGAGAGAAGCGGUUCAUAGAGCAGCAGAAGAAAAAGAUGGAGAAAGAGGCUCAGAGAAUGUUGAAGAAGGAGCAAAAGAUUGCGGUCAAACUUUCAUAACAUUUUAAAAAGCUCAGUUUUGAGCCAAAGAAAUCAGUGUGGAGCAAAGACUAUAUUUAUCAUUAUAUUGUCUUUAAAAUCAAACCAACAGGAUCGUUAUUGGUCACUACGUAACUGUUCGUAAAUUGUCCUCCUGUUUCCAACAGCAGCCAUUUUGGUCUGUUUCCCACCUGCACUUUUAAAAAAUUCAUCAGUCUUGAGAGCAGGUGAUGCACCUGUUUUACUGUUUUAGGCAACAUCUUUAAGAAAGAGUCAGUAACAUCCAUUCCAUCUUAGAGUAAAGGUAAAAUACAGCUUUAUAAUCUGAUUGAACUUGGUUGGUAAUUAAAUGUUAUUUUUCCCCAGGAACAUUUGUAAAUAAACAGAUAUCUCUGCCACGUUUUGAAGCUCUGAUAUCUAAUAAAUUGCCUUUAUUUGGCCUUCUUCUUUUGGCCUUCAAUAUAAAAAUGGAGUGUAAUUUAUUUUAUCCAUCACUGUAAACCAAUGACAUCCUUUGGUUUGCAGAUUAUUGUAUUUUUAUAUUUAUGUUUGUCAUGGUCAGAAAACAAUUUUUUUUCUAAUGAGUAAUUCUUGAUGUUUCACCUUCAUCUCCUUGUGCUGUAUAGCUUUUACUACACUGGAGGUUUGCAUUAUAACAAAGAGAUUUGUAAACUAAACUUGCUAUGUAUAAAUAUCGAUUAGUAUCAAGCCUACAUAUGAAAUAUAGCUGUGGGUUCCUAUGGUUACCUCAUGGCAGUUGGUUUACUAUUAAAUUAUUCAACUCUGUUAUUCUUUAUUAUUGAAUAACACUAUACAGUGAUUGGUGCAUUUUUAUGGCAAAAGGAACAAUUUAAUUCAAAAGGAUUUCAGACCAAUAAACCUGGCUGGACAGGGGGUUUUCUGAACAAAACUGGGAUUUCUCUUUAGAUUUUUUUCCAUAAAUGAAUUUUUGGUACUUGAAUGAGGGAAAAUUGCUUCCGGUGUCCAUGCUGUCAUGGAAAUAUGCCAUGCAAAAAACUGAAAUAACUAGACAUGUUUUACAGAACUGUUGAAAACAGUUUUUUUUUUGUUUUUGUUUUUGUUUGUUUUUUGUUUUGUUUUGUUUUGGUUUUUUGCUCAGUGUUGCUAAACAUUUGCAGGUCUCUGUAUUUUCUGCUUCUUAUUAAAUGAUUCAGUAAAUACUCAAAUGUACCGAUUUCUGUUAAUCUACUUGAUUAGGUGAUUAUUAAGUGCAAAACCAGUGUUAAGAAUCAACUUGGUCAAGGUUGUUGUUUCAAGGAAAAUCGGCAAAAAAAACUAUUUGUAAAUUCUGGGUGGGCGGGGUUUGUUUCGUUUUAUUUUUUAUUUUCUUUUUUUUUCUUUUUUUGCAAAAAUGGCUUUGUUUCAACAUUUUUGCUUUUCUUUGUCUAAAGAAAUCAGUUAUGACCUAUUUUUAUUGUGUUCAUGCUAAAAUGGUGGUAGUUUCAAAUAUGUAGGGACUUUUAUUGAUGAGUCUACAAUUUUGACAGAUCUGACAUCUGCUGUACUGGUCCUCAACAGUUUUUUUAUUUUCCGUAAUAAAACUAUUGACUCAGA
This is a messenger RNA of Austrofundulus limnaeus, 2551 nucleotides long. It is a transcript of the gene ebag9, whose product is annotated as estrogen receptor binding site associated antigen 9. Bases 380 to 997 code for a protein of 205 amino acids. The transcript is spliced from 6 exons. Lineage: Eukaryota; Metazoa; Chordata; Actinopteri; Cyprinodontiformes; Rivulidae. The record is from RefSeq and is a predicted model, not a curated record. Gene Ontology annotation, cellular component: secretory granule.